This is a messenger RNA of Rhopalosiphum maidis (corn leaf aphid), 872 nucleotides long. RefSeq names its product geminin-like. The transcript is spliced from 5 exons. Gene Ontology annotation, cellular component: nucleus. The record is from RefSeq and is a predicted model, not a curated record. Gene Ontology annotation, biological process: negative regulation of DNA replication; negative regulation of cell cycle. NCBI's taxonomy places the organism in Eukaryota, Metazoa, Arthropoda, Insecta, Hemiptera, Aphididae. The coding region runs from base 121 to 735 and encodes 204 amino acids.
ACGAUUUGUAUGAAGGCGUUGUGGAAACUGUAAUGUGUUAGUGUAUUAAUUAUUAUUCGCUUACUUGUCUCUUCAUCGAAUUUUAUUAUAAACCAGUCCACUAAUUCAAAAUUGUUAACAAUGAAAACAUUGAAAACUGUUGCCAACGAGGAAACCGAAAAUAAUAAAGUGUCCAAGAAAGGAAUGAGGAAGUUUUUGCGCAACCUGCAGCCUUCAAGUGACGGCAAAGAAAACUUGGUGGGUGCUGGCAGGACACCGCAGGACAUGGCGAUCGAAGGAAAAACCACAAAACCUGAACCAAAUUUUGACGAAACGGAAGUAUGUGUUACAGAAUCAUCUACUGUUGCUGAAAUGAAUGAGUCAUUAUACAAACAGUUGCUAACUGAAGAUCUCACUUCUAAAGCUGGCCCAAGUGAAAAAUACUGGGAAGUGAUCGCUGAACGCCGUAGAAAAGCUUUAGAAGAAGUAUUGGAAGCAAAUGAAAAAUUACAAGCAAUGGUUAAUGCUUUAGAAGAAGAAAACAGGACUUGCAAGCAAUUGAUCGAAAACACUACUGAUCUUGUCAACACACUUAAGCAAGUGAUAAAUGAGAGUCAAAUUUCUGAUGAUGACGAUGAGCCAUCUAAUGAAAAGAGAGACAGUGGUUUGAGUACGCCAGAAAGUUGUUCGAGUGUAGAACAUAUACAUAAGAAAAUGAAGACAUCACAUUCAAAUGAUUGUUCAGAUAGCGACUAAAAAAGUUAAAUUGUAUCUAUACUUAAGUUCCAAGUUACUAAAAUAAUAACAUAAUUUGUACAAAAAAUGUCACAAGUUUCUAGUAGGUUUAUGUUAAUUUAUUUAUUUCUAUAAGGGUAUUAUAUUAAUUAUGUUUA